ACUUUUCUAACGCACGUGACGUCGGCUUCCGUAAAUCACUUUCGGUUAGCUGUUUACGAUGCAUUGUUCAUCGUACAGCUUUUAUCAGUUAUAAUUUUUACAUUUAUUUAAUGCACGCGUUGUGAUAGGGUCAAGGGCUCACAUCAUGGAGAGUUCAGACACCAGCGCUAUUCUUCCGGAGGACUCUUCAGAUUCGGGUGAAUCUAGCGAAGUCUGUUGUUGUUGUUUAAGGGUGCCCGAGGGUGCCAAACCUCCACCUUGCUCGUGUCCGUUUUUCGUGACCGUGGAGCCCGUUAUGUUCUUGUCUAUGUUCUCCAUAGUUCUCCAAACGCCCCUAUACAUGCAGUACCUGUGGGAUCGUAUAAGUGAAGAUGUGGGUUAUAAUGGAUCAAAAGCAGGAGGGUGUAAUGCUUCGAUUAUUGACGACCCUUUAGAGAAGGAAGUGGAGACACUGACAGCCCACUGGAACCUGUAUAUCAAUUUGGGUGGAUUUCUUGUUGGCCUGUUUACUGUGACCUUACUGGGCUCAUGGAGUGACCACGCAGGUCGGCGUCCGGUUCUGAUCAUCCCUUCCUUAGGCUUGGCUGUCCAGGCGGCUGUAUAUCUGAUCGUAAUGUAUUUAAAGCUGCCCGUGUACUGGUUUCUCAUCGGACGGAUUUUCAGCGGCCUAUCUGGGGACUUUAAUGCCAUUUUGGCUGGAUGCUUUUCUUAUGUGGCCGACAUUAGUGGCAGGGGCUCACGCACCUUUCGCGUUGCAAUACUAGAAGCUUGUCUGGGAAUAGCUGGCAUGUUUGCCAGUAUCAUUGGAGGACAUUGGCGUAAGGCGCAGGGGUAUAUCAACCCUUUCUGGCUUGUUUUGGCCACAAACUUAGCAGCGGCUCUGUACGCCUACCUCUUUGUGCCUGAAUCUGUUACCCCUGACCCAGAUGCAAAACUCCUCUCCACCAGGCACCAUCGGGCUGUCUACCGCCUCUACACAUCUAAUGAACAGCAGGGACGCAGGACUAACCUGUGGCUUUAUACUUGCUGCUUCUUUUUGUUGGUGUCUGUACAUUUAGGUUGCAGGGAGCUUUACGUGCUCUAUGAAUUGAGCGCUCCACUUUGUUGGGGUUCAGAGCUGAUUGGCUAUGGCUCUGCAGCCAAUAAUUUGACUUAUCUCACCAGCCUGAUUGGUCUCAAGCUUAUGAAGUACUGUUUAAAGGACUUCUGGGUGGCUUUAGUGGCCCUAACUUCAAACAUCACCGGCCUGAUUGUAAUUUCGGUCGCAAACACCACAGCUAUAAUGUUCACAGGAUAUGGUCUGUGUUUCCUUUCCAUGGCCUGCACUCCGGUGCUGAGAUCUAAACUGUCCAAGCUAGUGGAUCCUUCAGAACAAGGGGCUCUUUUUGCAUCGGUGGCGUGUGUUGAAGGUCUGUGCUCACUAGUGUCUAGUGCAGUUUUUAACUCCUUGUAUCCGGCUACCCUACACUUCAUGAGGGGUUUCCCCUUCCUUUUUGGGGCUUUGGUUCUCGUCAUUCCUGCUGCAGUGAUUGGGGGCUUGGGUUGUCAAGAGAAGAGGAGGAACAGCGAAAGCUCUGGGACAUCCUGACACUGCAAAAACUCUGAAAACUGAAA
Molecule: messenger RNA, 1614 nt
Organism: Misgurnus anguillicaudatus (oriental weatherfish)
Lineage: Eukaryota; Metazoa; Chordata; Actinopteri; Cypriniformes; Cobitidae
Gene: slc46a1
Product: solute carrier family 46 member 1
Biological process (GO): transmembrane transport
Cellular component (GO): plasma membrane
Molecular function (GO): transmembrane transporter activity
Source: RefSeq, a predicted model, not a curated record